Solanum lycopersicum (tomato) is the source of this 2102-nucleotide messenger RNA. The record is from RefSeq and is a predicted model, not a curated record. Lineage: Eukaryota; Viridiplantae; Streptophyta; Magnoliopsida; Solanales; Solanaceae.
AAAACCCUAUUUUCUCAUUCUCUUCCUCUCUUCUCCUGGGCAGCCGCCACCCCUCCACUCUCAAAUUCUCUAGUGAGAUCGACGAAGCAGCAGCUCCAGCGAGAUGAGCUAGGCGGCAUGACUUGUCCUCUCCUCCUCCUUUCCUCUUCGGUCGCUCACCUUCUCCUCUUUCCUCCCUCUGUUUUUCCUUCUUUUAUGUUCUCUUCUCUAGGCGAGGUCACCGGCGGAAAGCUCGACGAGACAGCAACAGCCGGACGUCAGCAGCUCGAGCGAUCUCCACCAGGCAGCAGCGUACUACGGACAGCCAGUUGUCGGUGCGUCCAUCCCCUCUUUCUCCAGCAAUAAAAAUUGCUCUGGCUAGCAGCAACAAUAAAAACCAACCAGUGAGACCCUUGAGUCUACAUUCCUCCUCUCUCCGGAAGUUUGAGUCCGAAGAUGGAUAUCAACAGAUCUGUCCAAGUAAUCAUGAUAUCUAUGAGGUGUGAUAAAAGACCAAGGGAUAAACUAGUCAAAAUGGUCAAUGAUCCCCCAAAGUUCAUAAUCACAGAUAAAACCCCACAAUUACUAAUGGAUUGGUGGAAAGAUAUGCAUGAAUUUAGGCGGACUGAGAUAUUCAAACAUCUUGAUUUUCUUUCAGAUAUUAUGAGAUUUAGUCCUGACAGAGAUUUGAUCGAGGCUUUGAUCCCGUUUUGGGAUUCCACAAAUAAUGUGUUUCGAUUUAGUGAUUUUGAGUUGACGCCUUCAUUAGAAGAAUUGGGUGGUUUCACAGGUUUAGGCCAGGAUCUUCGAAUUAAAACACUGAUAGCCCCUAGGAGUGUCAGCAGAGGUAAACUUCUAGAACAGAUGGACAUCAUACAUCUUCAUGAGGAGUGUUUUGAUAAUUGGUUGGUUUCUUUGAAAUUCUUGUACUCAAGAUAUAAAAGAAGGAAGGAUUUUCAAGCCAUGGGAAACAACUUUAAAAUGGACAACACCUCCCUACUUGGGAAAAACAUAGACAAGAAGCAUUCAUGGUGGCAUUCUUGGGAUCUAUGAUUUUUUCAAGGAAGGAUAAAAAAAUCAAUAUUCGUCUAUCAGGAAUAGUAACUGUUAUAAUGAAUAAAAGAAAAUCCACUAUAUUGCUGAUGAUGUUGACUGAUAUUUAUCGUGCCUUGACUAAAUGUAAAGAGGGGAGAGAUUUUAUUGAAGGUUGUAGCAUUUUAUUGCAAAUGUGGUUUUUGGAGCACCUAUAUCGCCACCGUUUUGCGACAGAUUUCAAAUCCGAUUGGACGAAUUAUAUUUUAAGCCACCCAGACAGGAUGAAAGAAUUAGGAGACAAAUUUCCAAAAGGUGUCAAAGCAUGGAGACAUUAUCUUCUUAAAUUGACGGCAUCUAAAUUUACAUGGAACUAUAAUUAGUUCCCUGCUAGUGAGGUAAUUGUUAUGUCUUUCUAUCGUCCAUUCUUCGUUCUGACAGGCCUUCUUGGGUUCCAAACAUACAUACCCCUCCGAGUUCUAUGCCAACUAGGACAAAAAAUAAAUUUUACUUAAGCCAAGGAUAUACAAAAUUUUGUGUGGGAGGUAGUAUUUGAAGAUUGAGAUCGAGAAUUAGAUGCCCAAAAGAUUUGGGGUGGUAGUCGAACUUUAAGUUCGAAAGCUAUGGUUGAUGAUCACGUUGAAGGAGAAGUUGACCCCUUAUACCUUCAUUGGUUCUUUGAUCAAGCCCCUCUCAAUGUAAUACCCGAACGAUCAGCGCGAGAAAUCAUAGAUCGAGAAGAGGAAAUUGAAGUAAGAAUCAAGCAUGCCCGACUCGAAGUGGAAAGAAAUUAUAGGUCUACUUUAGAUAUCCUAAGCAAUGACCUAAAAAAUGUUAAACAAGAGUUGGCUCGACGUGAUGCAAUAUUCGAGGAAAGAGUUACAUUGAUUGAAAAAAAGGUUGAAAAGAAGCAUUUAUCUACUAUUCAAACACUACAUGAAGAUUUGGGCAUUGUCACUCCAAAUGCAUGUCAUGUUUUAAAUUGUCACAUACUUUCAAAUAAGAUUCUUUUCACUCAUUUAAACAUUUUCUCAUGUAUCUACUACUUCUAAAGACAUAAUUUUUCCUUCAUAACCCUUUCAUUAGUGUCA